Messenger RNA from Nipponia nippon (crested ibis), 2164 nucleotides. Lineage: Eukaryota; Metazoa; Chordata; Aves; Pelecaniformes; Threskiornithidae. The record is from RefSeq and is a predicted model, not a curated record.
GCCAAAAAUGAGUCGUGGAUUUUCAGAAAACAAUAACUUUCCGUAUGAUAACAAUCAAAUGGUUUUGGAUAUGAUCCUGUGCUCCCUAAUUGGUGUUCCUCAGCCUAUCAACUGGGACAGCGUGGCAAGGCUAGUUCCAGGAUAUACAUCCAAAGAGUGUGCAAAAAGGUUUGAUGAACUAAAAAGCAGUGGAAGUUCACCUGUUGACAACCAGUAUAAUCCCCUGAUGGCCGCUGGUGGGAGUCCUGUGGAAACUUUAGCUACGUACAUCAAAUCCUCCUUGCUCGAUACACAGACAGAGUUUCAGGAGCCUGCUAUUGGGCAGGAUUCCAUUACUAUAACUGGAAGGCCCAGCACAACCGCCACAAGGAAUUGUUCUUCAGAAUCUGAGAAAGGUCCUGUGCAUAAAGGUGGAGAAAGCACUGACGAAAGCCAGGGGCCAAAUAUGGUGAUCCACGUGUGCGAUGAAGCUAAAAACCUCAAAGAAGAUUUUGUUUGUCCUCGAGACCUUUUGAUUUCGGAAAUGAAGUACUUUGCUGAAUAUCUGUCAGUGGAUGCCCAGCGCUGGGAAGAGGUGGACAUUUCAGUGCACUGUGACGUUCACAUCUUUGACUGGUUGAUAAGAUAUGUUAAAAGGAACACUAAAGAUUCUGAAGCUAAUGAAAUGCCCACUUUAGAACCAUCAAAUGUCAUAUCAAUUCUUAUUUCUUCUGAGUUUUUGAAGAUGGAUUCAUUAGUAGAAAAAUGCAUUCAUUAUUGUCACAAAAAUAUGAAUGCUAUUGUAGCCACGCCAUGUAACAUGAAUUGUAUCAAUGCUAAUCUUGUCACGCACAUUGCUGAUCUCUUCACGCACAAUGAAAUGGAAGAGUUGAAAGACAAAAGGGACAAAUUUAAGAGUAAACUUUUCUGCAAGAAGAUUGAGAGACUGUUUGAUCCAGAGUACCUAAAUCCAGAUUCCCGAGGAAAUGCAGCAACAUUAUACAGGUGUUGUUUAUGCAAAAAGAUGCUAACUAAAGAAACUGAAAGAAGAAUUCCUUGUGUCCCAGGAAAAAUCAACAUUGAUCAACAUGGGAAUAUUGUCUAUGUUCAUAUAAGAGACAAAACCUGGGAAGUCCACGAGUACUUAAUUGGCCUUCAUGAGGAACUGAAAUCUUGGCGGGAUGUUUACUGGCGUCUUUGGGGGACUGUCAAUUGGUUGACCUGCUCGAGAUGUAACCACUCUUUCCUGUGUACUGAAUUCUCCCAUUGCCAGUACCAUUCGCAGCCCGUUCUCUAUCCAGGUGUAGCAAGUGCUCUGGGCUCGACUGGGACAGGAGUAUAUCCCUGUUGUAACCAAAAAGUACUUCGAUUUGAUCCUACAACCCUCCCAAAGGGCUGCAAGGUGAGGGAUCACAUGGUUGAUUUACCUUCAGGAAAUGAAGAUGGCGAUGCUUUGGCAUCUCAGACUACUAAAAUAUUGAAUGAUCUGCUCCAUCAUAGGGAUGUUAUUGUUGUUCCUUUUGCUAAGGAUGAGAAUAGUGAUUCUGGUAUUGGGCUCUGUGAUGAAAAAGGCAUUGAAUGUGAUGUGCUUGUAGAACCAAAUACGCCGUGGGGUCCCAAAACUGGAGAAAUCAAUGCUUUUCUUUCUCUGAAGAACUGGACUUUACAGCUGAAACAGCAGUCAUUGUUAUCGGAAGAAGAGGAGUAUACCACUGGCUCAGAGGUCACUGAGGAUGAAGUGGGCGAUGAAGAAGAAGUCUGCAGGAAACCAGGGAGAAAAGAGAAAUUAAAGAAAUCCUACAAGCACCCAAAGAAAGUGGUUUCUUCACCUAGUGUUCAGAAAAAGGAGAAGCCAUCUGACAAGUCAAGUUCCCGAGAUGCAUCUCCAUUCAUUGUGAGUAUGCAGCAGAACAAAUGGGAUGCCUCCAGGUCACUAAGAUUCAACCAAGAUGCUCAAAGAGAAGAUGAUCAGAGGAGAAUGUCUGAGAUUACGGGACACUUGAUAAAAAUGAGACUGGGAGACCUUGAUCGAGUCAAGUCAAAAGACAGCAAAGAAUACGCAGGAGGCAUUUAUUCUAGACUUGAAGCUCAGAUAAAGGCCUCAGCGCAGGUCAGUGCACGACAAAACAAUGCUGAGAAGAAUGCCAGGUCAAAAUCCCGUUUUGGUCAAGGCCGUCCAACAUAA